Molecule: messenger RNA, 4063 nt
Organism: Vespa velutina
Lineage: Eukaryota; Metazoa; Arthropoda; Insecta; Hymenoptera; Vespidae
Product: sex-lethal homolog
Exons: 7
Coding region: 1111-2112 (333 amino acids)
Cellular component (GO): ribonucleoprotein complex
Molecular function (GO): RNA binding
Source: RefSeq, a predicted model, not a curated record
AAAAAAAAACGAAAAAAGUCAAAAUUAAUUUUAUCUUAGCAGUAACAGAGAAUAUGUGGGAAGUGUACAAAGAGUAUCAUGUUGAUUAUUUAAUUUUUUUUUCUCAUUACUAUCAUUUAUACCGUUUCAUAUGUAUGUAUAGCGUUUGUAUAUAAGAAUUUGUGUUCAUAAAAAUUCCAAUUCGUAACUUUGAUAUAAAAUGAGGAAUUUUUUAAUGAUCUUAUUAUCUUAUUAUCUUAUUUUAUGAAAGAGUUUAGAAAAAUUUUUCGUAAAAACAUUACAAAUCCCAAUCAUAUUUCUAGAUAUUCUUUUACUCUCGACGUUCCUUGAUUUUUAAUUCUUUUAUAAAUAUAGAUCCUACCAAAAUAACAACGAUGUUAAAAUAUGAAGGUCGUCUUGUAUAUCUUGCCAAUCGAAAUUAAAAAUUUAUUGUACUUCCAUGAUGAUUGGCCAACAUUCAAAAAACAUCCAUGUCCGUGUUUCAUAAUUGGCCCUAAAUCUCGUGUACUGAUAGAAAAAUACAUAGUUUAUGCUACUCUAUAAAAUCGAAUAAAAUAAAUCGAGGGACGUUGACGACAAAUAUAAAUUUUUAAUAUCUAUCGUUGGUCGAUAUAAUGCUCGGUAACAAAAGCAAAAAAAAAGAAAAAAUGGAAGAAAGAAAAAAAAUUGGGGAAACGAUUCGUUGCGUCGCGUUCCAUUUAUUACAAGAUCCGCCUGGUGGUGUACGUAAUAAGGUCUAGAAAAUUGGCAGGAGGUCCAAACGAUAUACAUAUAAAUGCGUUAGUAGAAUUUUAGGCGGGAUGGUUUUCAUCGGGUUUACCCCCUCUAUAUGUUUCAUGGAGAAUUGCCGCAAGACGGCGCGCGAUUGGUCGCACGCAUGCGUUAGUAGCAUUGAUGGUAUCACGUGCAGUAGAGUGGGGAGAUAUAGAUGGUAGCAGUUAGUAGGACCGCGUGCCGCAAGAGGGUGUUGUAGGAGCAAGCGAGGAAGCGAGAAAGAGUCGGAGUACACAGCAAUCCCAACCAGGAAAUUUGGAAUUGGUAGUGUUGCUCUGACAGUGACGUCUGAACCAAGUCCUAAACCAAGGUGAAGAUUUUGGACAGUAUAACAAAAUGACCGAUCAGCUAGAACAGCAGCAGCAGCAGCAGCAGCAGCAGCAGCAGCAACAAUCGCAACAGCAGACCAAAGGCAAUGACGAGCCGCGGACAAAUUUGAUUAUCAACUAUCUUCCACAAAGUAUGACGGAGAAGGAUCUCUACAGCUUAUUUGUGACGAUAGGACCUGUUGAAUCAUGUCGUGUCAUGAAAGAUUACAAAACCGGAUACAGCUAUGGUUUUGGCUUUGUAAAUUAUACAAAGGCUGAAGAUGCUAUUACUGCUAUAAACACAUUAAAUGGUCUUCAAGUACAAAAUAAGCGGUUAAAGGUAUCCUUUGCACGUCCUUCUGGAGAAGAGAUAAAAGAAACAAAUCUCUAUGUGACUAAUUUACCAAGAAAUAUAACGGAAAGUCAAAUCGAUGAUAUAUUUAGCAAAUUUGGGAAUAUAGUGCAAAAAAAUAUUUUGAAGGAUAAAUUGACUGGCUUACCAAGAGGUGUAGCCUUUGUAAGAUUUGACAAACGUGAAGAAGCACAAGAAGCAAUUGCACAGCUUCAUGGUACAAUUCCAGAAGGUGGUUCAGAAAGACUCAGUGUAAAGAUCGCGGAAGAACAUGGAAAACAGAAAGCAGCAUAUUAUGCAGGUUGGCAGGCUGGAUAUAAUCAAAGUCGAGGGGGAGGAAGCAGCGGCGGCAGCAGCGCAGGUGGAGGUGGUGGUGUAAGCGGGAGCCUCAGUAGCAGCGCGGGUGGAAGAGGACGAGGUGGCAUCGGUGGACCGCCAGGAAUCGGAAUGGGUAUUGGAGGUGGAGGAGGUGGCGGGCCAGGAAUGCUUGGCAGAGUAGCCGGAGGGGGCUUUGGUCCACGCGGUGCUCAUCAUGGUGGCUUCAUCGGAGGUGGAGGAGGACCUGGAGCAAUGAGGAUGGAGAAGCUACAUCCGCAUCGUUUCAAUCCCAUCGCCAAACCCCAACGUUCUUCAUUCUCAACCAACAUGGAUACCUCGGGACGACGAGCUGUGAAAUAAACGCGCAUCUGUCGCACGUAUGUUUUGUAUUAAAAGACUCAAGAGGAGAAGCUGGUCUGUCACUAUGGGGAUACAAUGGGUCGAGGUAAGAAAAGGCCACACCGAUUCGCUCAACUUUCUCGGAUCUCCUCUCUACACACAUCUUCGAGGGAUAUGGUUUACGAUAAAACUUUUGUUAUGUCAUGAAUGAUUUAAAAACAAAAAAAAAACAAAAAAAAAGAAAAAAAAGAAAAAAAAUCCAAAACAAAAAAAAAACAAAAAAAAACAAAAAAAAACUAAAAGAAAACAACAAAAAUGAUCGUCUUAGGUAAAUUUGAAUUUCUAUUAUAUAAACAUUUAACAAUGAUUUCAUCGUAAACUUUACUACGUGAGAUACAUAUAUCGAAGAUAUACUAGAAUUUAAGACUACAAUGAUAAGAGAAAAGUUCAUUCUUUCUUUUUUUUUUUCUUCUUUUUUUUCUUUUUUUUUCUUCUUUUUUUUCUUUUUUUGUUUCCAUGAAUUUUCCUAUUUCGAUACAUGUAAGUCGUUUCGAAUAAGAGUGAAAUUAGCAUAUCGAUAUUUUAUAUAUAUAUAUAUGUAUUAGUGUAUUAAUGUUAACAUCUCCAUUAACAGUGAUCGAUCAUUCAAAUAUUUUUAAAUAAGAUAAAAAAUUGCGUUUCUUUAGUCGUUCGACUAUAGUGUAAUUCUUUUUCUUUUUUCUUUCUUUUUCUUUUUUUUUUGUUUCUUUUUAAAACAUCGACACAAACGUUAUAGGUUUGUAAAAAUACACAUAUACACACAGACAGUGAAGUGUAUUUAAUAUACUUUGUAUAUCGAACAAUAUUGUCUACGAAAUUGUCUCUAAAUUCUAAAAGAAUAUAUAUAUAUAUAUAUAAGAGAAUAUAUAUAUAUAUAUAAAAUAUAUAUAUAUAUAAAAUAUAUAUAUAUAUAUAUUAUAUGGGUUUUGUUCAAACUAUAAUUUACUGCGUAAGAAUGUAAAUCUUUCUCCCAAUGAAAGAAAAUGAUCUCUCGUAAAAUGUCUACAUUCCUCGUGUGCAUGAUUAAACAUUUAUCGUAUCACCCUUCGACGUAAGAGUUUCGUAAGCAAGAAAUUCCUUACCGCCUUAAUUUCAAAUACCCUUCUCUUAUUCGCAAGACCACCUGGUACAUAUAUACAUACACAUAUAUGCAUACAUAUAAACGUUUUCGUAGAACCCGAUAAGUAAAGUCUCCAGCUGCUUUAGGGUCACGAAUAAAUGAAUCAUAAUGAAAAACUCCGACGUGUGUGUACCGCACAGCGAUCGAGAUAGACGAUUAGAAGACCUUUCUUUCGAAUGCUUUAAAAAAAAUCGUACGUAGCUCUUCAUAAAAAGAAAAUUUUUCUGUCGACAAAAAGAAAUAUCGAAACGGAAAUCGAAUUAAUUUGAUAUCAAAGUUUAAUGUGAUCUAAAUGAUCUUUUCUCUUUUUCCUUUUUUCUUUUUUGUUUUCUGUUUUUUCUGUUUUUUCUGUUUUUUUUUUUUUUUUUGAGGGGGGGAAAUUUUCAUAUUUUUUCUUUUUUUUUUUUCUUUUCUUCUUUUGCUAACGGAGUUUAUUUUACUGCAUUAAAGAAAUUUUUAGUAGAUACGUGUAUUCGAUAAAGGAAUGCUUUAUCUAUCAACGAAAACUUACCAAGCUUCUUCCUCUCCACAAAAAGAAACCACUUCCUCUAUAAAACAUAAAUCUCCUAUCGUUACAACUAUCGUGUUCUCUAUAUUCUAUAUCUUCGAUAAUAACCAACGGAAGUCAUUAAGUGAUUUCUAAAAUAUACUUCCUCUUAUUGUACUUAAACUUUUGAUUUUUUGUUUACAAAUUCAUUGAGCAAACUCUUUUUCCUAACUUUUUGACUUUUUUCUUUCUUACGUAUUUACGAAUAUUAAAUCAGUUGUUAUUAUUAUCAAUUUCUACAAGAUAAAAUGUAUAACAUGGUGUAA